AUGUGGUUGACUUUUAUUCCUUUUCUUCUAGUUCUGUUCUUCGUUGGACCCUCUUUCGGUCAACCGGAUGAUCCUGGAUUCAACGGACCCGUUUUUCUCGAAAAUUCGGAAGAACGGGUUUUUCGUGACGUGAUUUCUAAACUACCCGGCUUGGCUCCACCCCCGCUAUCUCCGGAGUCCACAAUCAAUUUGGAUAAUGGAGCAGAAAAUGAUGGAUCCAGAGGAAUCGUCGAAAAUUAUUUAGCAAAACUGAACAGAGAAAUUACUACGAGAAAGUAUGAGACAAUAGCAGAUUAUUUUUGGAACGGAUUCACCUACAUUGCAUGUAAUGGAACCUAUGAAAAAGCAACUGUCGUCAACAUGUUGGUCCAAUUCCCUCGUGAAUCGAAAAUGGAGAUAAACAUCACUUCCUCGAAAUUUCGAAACUACAACGUCGACAUUGAUUAUACUGUAGUUGUACGUGGAUUUGGUUCAGUUGAAUUGAUCUCUCAAUUUCAUUUGUAUCGAGCUGAAAUCGGAAGUUUCUGGAGACUCACUUCUGGAAGAACUCCGAUUUGUCCGAGCCGUUUGACCAAAAACUUUUUGGAAAACUCGUCUAAUUCCAAAACUCCGGAGAAAGUGGCCGAGCAGUUUUUGAUUAGAAUGAAGAGAUCCAUUGAGUCGAAGGAUUACUUCACUAUCGCAGGACUUUUCAAGCCAAAUUUUGUGUUUUCUGGAUGCGAAACAGUCUAUAACAAAAUUCAAAUCGUUGGAAGACUGAUGAAUCUUCCACCUGCAAGCAAUCAUACUCUCACAAUAAAGCAUGCUGAAAAGCUCGGAUCAGUCCUAACAUACACUAUAGUAAUCCCUAAAUCUGAAUCGGAUCUUAUCGAAGUUGAACUCUUUUUGGAUACGAAUGAGCAACAGCUGAUUCGUGGAAGUGUGUCAUCUUGCAAGACCAAUGGAAGUCUCGUCACUGUCAAAAAGUUUUUGUUACUUCUGAAUGCAGUUAUCAAGGGAAAAGAUGCUGCAUUGAUUGGAGAUAUGUUCUUGGAUUCUUUCAUGUUUUAUGGAUGUAAAGGAAAUUACGAUAAGGCUCAAGUUAUUGAAAUUCUUCUGAAACUUCCUCCAAGUAUCCAGAUGACGAUGACGAUAAAAUCUUCAAAAUUCACAGACGAAGGAAUUGAGUAUACUGUAGUCAUCGGAGGAGCUCUGCCAAAUGACAUUGUUGCUGUCUUCAAUCUUUACUUGAAGCCAGGCGUUGGAAAUCACUGGAGACUUAGUUCAGGUAAAAGGAAGAAAUGCGAUGAACUUCUUCACCACUUCGGACAGUUGGAAUCUACAAAACAACACUUCGCAAUGGAUGACCCAUCAACUGUUGUCAAUACUUUCUUGGUGAAGAUGACUGAAGCUAUUGAGUCUAAAAACUCUUCGAUCAUUGCUGACUUAUUCGAGAGAGAGUUCAGUUUCAGAGGGUGCAAGGGAACUUAUUCGAGAGAUCAAGUUGUGAGAAUGAUCUUAAAGUUCUCUGCUGAAAGUGACUUUUCCUACUCAAUCGAAGUUGUGGAGGACCAAGGAAACAGUGUUGUUUACAAUGCGAAAAUUUCGGAAUUUGGUGAAGCUCAAUUCGUUUUGAAUAUCAACAAUCAACAACUUGAAUCCGGAAGAAUCACGUAUUGUUCCAAGAAUUUCCAUGUGUUUCAUUAA
Molecule: messenger RNA, 1686 nt
Organism: Caenorhabditis remanei
Lineage: Eukaryota; Metazoa; Nematoda; Chromadorea; Rhabditida; Rhabditidae
Exons: 5
Coding region: 1-1686 (561 amino acids)
Source: RefSeq, a predicted model, not a curated record